AGGUACUUCACCUUGAGCUAUGUAUGGGGAAUGGUAGCACAGCUCUUGCUUACUACACACAACACUCCAAGUCUUCUAAAGGAUCAAGCACUGAGUCAUUCUGCUCAUCGUCUACCUCAAGUUAUCAAAGAUGCGAUGACCGUAGUUUUUGAACUGGGCGAGCGGUAUCUUUGGGUCGACUCCCUGUGCAUAACACAGAACGACGCGGCGGUAAAGCACGACUUGAUCUCACACAUGUCGCAAAUAUAUGCCAAAGCAUACCUAAAUAUAUGUGCCGUCGCUGGUCUCCACGCUAAUGAAGGCCUUCCAGGUGUCCGACCAUUCACUCGAAGGCCGCAGAAUGGUGGCGAAGUUGGUGGAUUACGGCUUGCUCAGAGGCCAUCAAGACUCGCUGAAGUCAUUUUUCGAUCACACUAUAACAAGCGGGGAUGGACGUUUCAAGAGAGACUUUUGUCCAACAGAUGCCUCUAUUUUACUAAGGAGCAAGUACAUUUCCAGUGCAAAUCCAACAUCUGGUGUGAAGACCGAAAUGAGCGAGCGCGCGCGGAUGCGGGGUGGCCCGGGGGGUUCCCCCUGGCGAAGAGUUCUAUUGAAAGAGUAAGUAUCAGAGAGAUAUUUCCCGUCUACGCAGAAAUAGUUGCUGAGUAUACCUCUAAAUCUCUCUCUGAUACUUCCGACAUACUCAAUGCCAUCACCGGUAUUCUCGAUGUCCUCAGCUCAUCAACCGGGUGGCAUUUUCUUUGCGGCAUUCCCGCACCCUGCCUUAGUCUAUCACUUCGAUGGACUCCAAGUGGUCACGCGCGACGACGGGGUGAGGUAAACAGCGCCAUGAAACCCGUGAAAAUCUCAAGCGAUUUUCCUAGCUGGUCAUGGGCCGGAUGGGAAGGAAUCAUUGACCAUGAAAUCAUGCCAACUGGUGAAAACUGGGGUAAAAUCAGAUCACACAUCAUUGUGAUUACUGCUGAGAUUGGAGAAGCACUUCAGGUGGGACCUACGUGGGGUCUGUCUCAUCCGCCAUCAAGCUCUCCACUCUGUCAUUAUCCUAGCGCAAGACCCAAUGUAUUGCAUCUUUGGGGAGCUGUUGCAGCUGUAGCCCAAUUCACCUUCGAUGCUUUCACUACAGAUCCCGAACGCCCGGGAAGACCGACAACCGCCCAACAGGAUCUGAACGACGACCGUCAUCCAAUCUACAAAAUUCGAGACCACCGUGCUCGACAUUGCGGAGUCUUCUACGGCGUAGAUGACGAGGAUGUAUCAAGUUGGCGAUCCCAGAACUGUGAGCUUGUUCUCAUAUCUGAAACGCAACACGUACUAUACCUCCACCUCGGCCACGAAUGCCCUACCCCAACUUUCGACACACGACAUUUCAACGAUACUGGAUGGUGCACGUACAACGUACUGUUAGUAGAGGUACAAGACCACUUCUGCGAGCGCCUAGCAGUGGGCCAAAUACACGCGCAGGCCUGGAAACUGUGCCAUUCGAUGAAAAAGUAUAUACAUCUCAUAUGAGACAUCGAGACCCGGGGAUGGGCUCCUGAUCUCGGAUACAUUUAACAGGUACAUGCUUUGUUCAAUUCCUCCAUGCCUUCUUCAACCCUCUAUGAUG
Mytilinidion resinicola is the source of this 1606-nucleotide messenger RNA. RefSeq names its product HET-domain-containing protein. The transcript is spliced from 2 exons. Bases 31 to 1509 code for a protein of 492 amino acids. The record is from RefSeq and is a predicted model, not a curated record. Lineage: Eukaryota; Fungi; Ascomycota; Dothideomycetes; Mytilinidiales; Mytilinidiaceae.